Messenger RNA from Zootoca vivipara (common lizard), 1460 nucleotides. The record is from RefSeq and is a predicted model, not a curated record. Lineage: Eukaryota; Metazoa; Chordata; Lepidosauria; Squamata; Lacertidae.
AUGGGGUGCCUGGAUUACUUCUGGGAGUUCUGGAACUACGAGACUCCCAAAGUGAUUGUGGUGAAGAACAGGAACCUUGGGGUCAUCUAUAGACUUGUUCAGCUCCUCAUCCUGGUCUAUUUCAUCUGGUACGUGUUUAUCAUCCAGAAGGGCUACCAGGAGAGCGAGUCAGGCCCAGAAAGCUCCGUCAUCACUAAAGUGAAGGGUGUCAGUCGCUCUCAGCACAAGGUCUGGGACGUGGAGGAAUAUGUGAAGCCCCCGGAGGGAGGCAGCGUCUUCAGUAUCAUCACCCGCGUCCAAGUCACCCCCUCACAGACUCAGGACACCUGCCCUGAGAACAUGAGGGCUCUGUGCCGCUCCGACAGGAACUGCAAUGCAGGAGAGAUGGAUAUGCUGGGGAAUGGAGAGAAGACAGGACGUUGUAUCUCCUAUAACUACAGCAAGAAAACCUGUGAGAUUAGAGCUUGGUGCCCAGUGGAGGACGCGGCAUCUGUCAGUGAGAACUUGUCAAAGAUGGCCCCAGAGUUCACCAUCCUCAUCAAGAACAACAUCCAUUUCCCUCGCUUCCGGUUUACCAAAGGGAACGUCAAGGACAACGAUGACAGCUACCUGAAGAGCUGCACCUUCAACGAAACAACAGGCCUCUACUGCCCCAUCUUCAAGCUGGGCUUCAUUGUGGAGAAGGCGGGAGAGAACUUCACCCAGCUGGCUGAGAAGGGCGGCGUGAUUGGGGUGAUCAUUAACUGGAAUUGCAACCUGGACCUGCCGGAUACGGAGUGCAAUCCUCGCUAUUCCUUCCGCAGGCUCGACCCCAAGUGGGCCCAGGCCUCCUCUGGAUACAAUUACAGGUUUGCCAAGUACUACAAGCACAGGGGCAAGAGCACCCGCACCUUGAUCAAGGCUUAUGGCAUCCGCAUCGAUGUGAUUGUGCACGGGCAGGCAGGGAAGUUCAGCCUUAUCCCCACAAUCAUUAAUCUGGCCACGGCACUGACGUCAGUGGGAGUGGUGAGACUUCAAUUGAUCACUCUCCUCCUCCGGCAGGGCUCCUUCCUCUGCGACUGGAUCUUGCUGACCUUCAUGAACAAGAACGACAUCUACAGUGCCCGGAAGUUUGACCAGAUGCCCAAGCUCCAAGAGGGAACUCCGACGACGGACUGCAGCAUAACCGAUUCCUGCACUCAGGCCUCCUCGCCCGCAGACUCCAAAGCGCCCAUCCAUCUCUGAGGACUCAGGAGCUCCUUUCCUGUCCCAUUUUCUCAGGAUGGUCUUCUCUGCAUCUGAUAAAAGGCAACUUCAUCCUCCUGUGGCCCCCGGUACAAUAAAACGAGUCUGUCUUGAAGGUGUUGGGAGAGGAGUCUCAUUUUGACCACAAGACCGGUGGAAUUCGUUCUUCCCAGGGUACAAAAACAGCCCUACGAAAUUCCUGAGAGGCGAAUGGGAGGAGCAGGGAGGAACUGAGC